UUGGAGUACGAGCUUGGACUCCGCCCCUCCUGAAAGCGUCAGGCAUGAGGAAGCGGCGAUGCUGUUAGGUUGCCUCUGCCGGUAGUUGCCGCUAACCAGCUCGUAGAGAGUAACGUGGGCAGCGGAGCCAAAACAACAAAAAAAAGAACAAGGAAGGGAAGGAGGAAAAGUGUGCAGCAUGGCGGCGGGUGUGCGCUCUGUGUGUAUUGUGCUGCUGUGUCUGAGCGGGGAGGUUCUGACAGGCCGGGAUUUCUACAAGAUUCUGGGGGUAUCUAAAAGCGCCUCGGUGAAGGAUAUCAAGAAGGCUUAUCGCAAACUGGCACUGCAGUUGCACCCCGACAGAAACCCCGACGAUCCGGCAGCGCAGGCUAAGUUCCAGGAUUUGGGGGCUGCUUAUGAGGUUUUGUCUGAUGAAGAGAAGAGGAAACAAUACGACAUGUAUGGGGAAGAGGGCUUAAAAGAAGGUCGUCAAGGUUCCCAUGAUGACAUAUUUUCACAUUUCUUUGGGGAUUUUGGUUUUAUGUUUGGAGGAGGCCCACGGCAUCAAGACCGGAACAUUCCGCGAGGAAGUGACAUUAUCGUGGACCUUGAAGUUACGCUUGAAGAAGUAUAUUCGGGAAACUUUGUGGAAGUUGUAAGAAACAAGCCAGUGGCAAAGCAAGCUCCUGGAAAGAGGAAAUGUAACUGCAGACAGGAAAUGAGAACCACACAAUUAGGCCCUGGAAGAUUCCAGAUGACUCAGGAAAUGGUUUGCGAUGAGUGUCCCAAUGUUAAGCUUGUAAAUGAGGAGAGGACACUUGAAGUGGAGAUAGAACCUGGUGUUCGGGAUGGAAUGGAAUAUCCUUUCAUUGGAGAAGGUGAACCUCACAUAGAUGGAGAACCUGGAGAUCUGAAAUUCAGAAUAAAAGUUUUAAAGCACCCAAUAUUUGAGAGACGGGGUGAUGACCUCUAUACAAAUGUCACAAUUUCAUUAGUGGAAGCACUGAUAGGCUUUGAAAUGGUUAUCUCUCAUUUGGAUGGUCACAAGGUCCAAAUAGUUAGAGACAAGAUUACAAAGCCAGGUGCAAAAGUAUGGAAAAAAGGAGAGGGUCUGCCAAACUUCGACAACAACAAUAUUAGAGGUUCACUCAUAAUAACAUUUGAUGUGGAAUUCCCCAGGGAACAACUUACUGGUGAUCAGAAGGAAGGUAUAAAGCAGCUGCUUAAACAAGGACCAGUGAAAAAAGUGUACAAUGGACUUCAGGGAUAUUGAUGAAAACACAAAUGAAACAGACUUUCAUGUGAUACUGAAAACUAUUUAUUAUGAGGUUUCUAAUGUUGAAUGUAUUUUUUGGGUUGGAAAAGAAUUGCUAACAUUUUGAAAAACUGAAAUCUGUUUGAUUCUAAGCAGCACAAGAUAUACAUUGAAAUUUUUAUUUCGACCUUUAUUCAAUUUUUUGACCCCUGCCCCAAAAAAAAAAUUGACUCUGGCCAGAACAGCAAAAUAUGUUAGCAUUUUAAGAUGACUGGAUAUGUUUCAGUUUUUAUAUUCUAAACAAAAGAGGCAAACUGUAAACUUCUCUUCAUCUUUAACUAUGUUCUGUUACUUCUAAAAUGUUAGGUAUUAUGGUGGUUCAAUUUUUUUCUCAAGAAACAAGUGCAUUGAUUUCAGUGCAAUGUCCAACUUUGUAAAAAUUGUUCAGAAGUACUUAAAAUUCGAAUUCUGUUAUUUUUGAGAUGAGGGGGCCAAAUAUUGCUCCAAUGGUCAAAGCAAUUUGGUCUCUGUAUUAUCGAAAUAUGAAGAAUACACCAUAUAGAUUUGAGCAAACUUACCAUUUGAUUUUAAUUUGUCACUACAGCUGUAAAUUGACUUUGAAAUUUUGAAAGGAUGGCACAGUUUGAAAGUGACACUGUAUUGUACGUUGUCAAAUUGAAAGUUAAACAGUAAACAACAUUGUUAUAAGGUGCAACUCAUCAGCUAAAAUUGAUUGGGGAACAAAAUGCAUCUUGCUGUAGACAGCAGGAUCUAUGCAUUUCAUUUUUUUGUAUUUUGUUGUUUCAGUUGAAGACUUGGAAUGCUGAAGUCAAUUGCUUCAAAUUAAAUUCAACAAAAAUCGUUGAAUGUGUGAAACUUGGUGGAUUCUAGCAUAGUACUUGAUCACUACAGAUACUGAGGAUUUUUUAAAGCGGCAAUUAAUAUAGCUUCCUCAACUGUACCUACUCUUAAAAAAAGAGAAAAUGACAAUUGUACAGAUUGCACAUUUCAAAGCUUCAGCUGACUUAGAAACAUCUUUCAGUCAAACUUUAGUUUGCAUAAAGCAUUGCAAUAAAGGACCAGGUGCACUGCAUACAAGGGUAGAUACAGUUUAACUAUUUUCAUGUAAUACUCCACUUAUUAUGUAAAACUUAAACAAAACAGUGUCUGUACAGUUAAUUGAAACAUACAAGCAAGCAAUUGUUUUUAGCAUCCUGUUUUCAUAGUCCAGAAUUGCAAAAUAUUGAAAAUACUGCUACUAGAUCAGCAGAGUGCUCCGUUGCUGUUCAAUGUUUUUCAAAAAUUGUAUUUGAGCACUUCCAAAUUGAGUUAAUUGUUUUCUUAACUACUUCUAUUCAAAGUUUGAUUGUUUUUCUCAUUACUUCAAAGUAUCAAACAAAAAUGCAACAAAAUUUUAAUUUGAAAAGGUUUGAUGUGAAAAGCAAACAUUCUUCUAAAAUUGAACAUUUUUUGUAUAUAUAGCUAAAUAAAAGAUUUAGUUGAGGCAUUUUUGAGAAGCUUACAUUUUCACAAUGAAAAGUAGAACAUUUUGCAACUUUUUUUAAAUGUCUCUGUAAAAGUUGUACAGAAAAUUGGGUGAUCUGCAGAUAUUUGCGUUGCUUUUGAUGUCCGUGGUGAAUAUACCAACACUAAAUUAAGAGGCUGUAUACACAAUACAAAUGGUCUUUUACAUAUACUUAUGAACAAA
Stegostoma tigrinum is the source of this 2942-nucleotide messenger RNA. RefSeq names its product DnaJ heat shock protein family (Hsp40) member B11 (gene dnajb11). Gene Ontology annotation, biological process: protein folding; protein maturation. Gene Ontology annotation, molecular function: misfolded protein binding. Gene Ontology annotation, cellular component: endoplasmic reticulum. Lineage: Eukaryota; Metazoa; Chordata; Chondrichthyes; Orectolobiformes; Stegostomatidae. The record is from RefSeq and is a predicted model, not a curated record. Bases 179 to 1252 code for a protein of 357 amino acids. The transcript is spliced from 10 exons.